This is a messenger RNA of Eremomyces bilateralis CBS 781.70, 2011 nucleotides long. Its product is annotated as Phosphoglucomutase, first 3 domain-containing protein. Lineage: Eukaryota; Fungi; Ascomycota; Dothideomycetes; Eremomycetales; Eremomycetaceae. Gene Ontology annotation, cellular component: cytosol. Gene Ontology annotation, molecular function: magnesium ion binding; phosphoglucomutase activity. Gene Ontology annotation, biological process: carbohydrate metabolic process. The record is from RefSeq and is a predicted model, not a curated record. Bases 20 to 1687 code for a protein of 555 amino acids. The transcript has 3 exons.
UGCUCUCGUACAUUGCACAAUGGACGUCAAGGAAGUCUCUAUCUCCCCCUUCUCCGAUCAGAAGCCUGGCACCUCUGGCCUCCGUAAGAAGGUCAAGGUCUUCCAGCAAAGCCACUACUCCGAGGCUUUCAUCGCCUCUAUCCUCCUCUCCAUCCCCGAAGGCGCCGAAGGGAGCUCCCUCGUCAUCGGUGGAGAUGGUCGCUACUGGAAUCCGGAGGUGACGCAGCUCAUCGCGAAGAUUGGAGCUGCAUAUGGUGUCAAGAAGCUCGUGAUCGGUCAGCAUGGCAUUCUCAGCACUCCGGCUGCCAGCCAUGUCAUCCGCAAGAUGAAGGCCACUGGAGGGAUCCUCCUGACGGCCAGCCACAAUCCUGGCGGUCCCACCGAGGACUUCGGCAUCAAGUACAACCUUUCGAACGGAGCUCCGGCCCCCGAAUCGGUCACUAAUAAAAUGUUCUCCACCUCCAAAGAUCUCACCUCCUACAAGAUCGCCAACAUCCCCGACAUUGACAUCGACAACAUCGGGUCCAAGACAUACGGCCCGCUCGAGGUCGAGAUCAUUCACAGCACCGACCUGUACGUGAAAAUGCUGAAGGACAUCUUCGACUUUGCCCUCAUCAAGGACUUUCUGUCCUCCCACCCCGACUUCAAAGUCCUGUUCGACGGCCUGUCCGGCGUGACCGGUCCGUACGGCGUCGAGAUCUUCGAGAAGGAGCUCGGCAUCAAGGGCAGCACGCAGAACUGCAUCCCGAAGCCCGACUUCGGCGGGCAUCACCCCGACCCCAACUUGGUCUACGCCAAGAGCCUGGUCGACGCCGUCGACAAGAACGGCAUCCACUUCGGCGCUGCAUCCGAUGGCGAUGGUGACCGCAACAUGAUCUACGGUGCCAACGCCUUCGUCUCACCGGGCGACUCCCUCGCCAUCAUCGCACACCACGCCGACCUGAUCCCCUACUUCAAGAAACAAGGCGUCUACGGCCUCGCCCGGUCUAUGCCCACCUCCCGCGCCGUCGACCUCGUCGCCAAAGCCCGCGGCCUCGAAUGCUACGAAGUCCCCACCGGCUGGAAAUUCUUCUGCGGCCUCUUCGACGCCGACAAGAUGAACAUCUGCGGCGAGGAAUCCUUCGGCACCGGCGCCAACCACGUGCGCGAGAAGGACGGCCUCUGGGCCGUCGUGGCUUGGCUGAACAUCCUCGCCGGCGUGGGCCAGAAGACGGGCAAGACCCCGAGCAUUAAGGACGUCCAGAUGGACUUCUGGACGACGUACGGCCGCACCUUCUUCACCCGAUACGACUACGAGAACGUCGAUUCCGAGGGCGCGAACAAGGUGGUUGCCCUAAUGCGGGAGCGCAUCACCUCGCCUGGUCGCGACACCUUCGUCGGCUCGACCGUGGCGGGCAAGAAGGUCAUCGAGGCGGACGACUUCGCGUACACCGACCUGGAUGGAUCCGUCAGCAAGAACCAGGGCAUCUACGUCAAGUUCGACGACGGCACGCGCAUCGUCGUGCGCUUGUCAGGGACGGGAAGCAGCGGCGCGACUAUCCGUCUGUACAUCGAGAAGCACACCAGCGACGCGAGCGCGUAUCCGUUGGAUGCGCAGGACUUCUUGAAGACGGAGGUCAAGAUGGCCACCGAGCUGCUGAGCUUGAAGGAAUUCGUCGGUCGCGACGAGCCGGAUGUUAAGACCUAGGUCCUUGCUAGGGCUGCCGCUCUGCUCCAAGUGCCUGUAUCCACUGCAAUCCACGGAGGAUGGAAUCAAUAGAAUGGGAUAUGUUAUACGACUGAUGCGGCAUGAACCUAAAAGUUGUAAUUAAUUGAGCGAGCAGGAUGUUAUGAUACAAAAUUGUUUCAUGUGAAGCCAACGUAAGAACUGGGUGUGAUGUUUGUGCGUUUAUCCCCAUUGCUAGAUACCUCUGGCGUAUUCCCUGAGACAUGUGCGGUUGAGAUACGACAGUACGUGAAUUUGCCUAUAUACAACUAUCGUAAAUAAAUGCAUGUCGUCACCACCCCUGUC